AUGAAGCUCCUCCUGCUGCUGCUGGUGAUGAUGAUGAAGAUAUCUGGCAGCAGCAUGAUGAUGGAGACGAUCUCAGACCGAGGAACCAGAACCAGACGCUACGCCAUCAACCCCCUGGGACACAAGUGGACUCACCACAACAUCACAUACAGGAUCAUAAAGUUCCCCAACACCCUGAACAAGGAGGACACCCGGAAGGCCAUCAGCAUCGCCUUCACCAAGUGGAGCGACGUGUCGCCGCUGACCUUCACCGAGGUCACCAAUGGCAGCGCCACCGCUGACAUCACCAUCGGUUUCUACAUCUUUAACCACACCGACUGCUGGUGGUCUCCUCUCCAUCCGUGCUUCGACGGCCUGAACGGAGAGCUGGCUCACGCCUUCCUGCCGCCUCGAGGAGAGAUCCACUUCGACAACCACGAGUUCUGGAUCCUCGGGAAGUCCAGGUUCAGCUGGAAACAAGGUGUCUGGCUGAACGACCUGGUCCAGGUGGCGGCUCAUGAGAUCGGUCACGCUUUGGGGCUGUGGCACUCCAGAGACCCGGACGCCCUUAUGCAUCCCAACGCCACGUACACCGGGCAGAGAAACAUCGCUCAGGACGACGUGUGGGGGAUCCAGAGGCUCUAUGGAUGCCAGGAUAAGAAGAGGGUCUGUGAUCCAUGGGCUCGACUCGGAUUCUGCGAACGAAGGAAGACCUUCAUGAGGAAGAACUGUCCGCAGCGCUGUGACCUCUGCUACGAGCCCCUGGAUGUGGUCGCCACGCCAACGUCGCCCCCAUCCAACGUGAAGAUCAAGAUGGUUCCUCGAGGGAAGGUGGUGGGUUUCCGCUGUGGCACCAAAAGCCUCCGUUCUCCCCCUAAAGUCAGCUGGUACAAAGACGGCGAACAGAUCCUGACCUCCAUCCCCGGAUACAUCGUGAUGAAGGACAGAGACCUUCGCAUCGUUGCAAAUGAGUUCAACGAGGGCGUCUACACCUGCCGGAUCCACCGGCGUGGAGACAUCGUGUCCGCCAACUCCUGGGCCAUCCGGCUGAAACCAGAGCAGCCGUCCAACAGCUGAGAACGUCUGCAGGCGUCAACACAGGGACAACGAGGAGACACAUAUGGGGCGUAGCAACCCGAAGGAAAAGUCUACCAGUUUCUAGGGACACCACGUUCCCAAAGGACCCGUCUUAUGGGCAGACAUUGACAGAGAAUCCUACAGACCCAACAGACUCAUGGAUCAGAACUUUACCUCAUCUCCUCAGGACUGGUACUGAAGUCAGGGACAUCAAUGAGUUGCAGAAUGCUCUGCCAGAGUCAGGUUCAAGUCAGGAGAGCUUGAACCAUCAAUCAGUGGUCUAACUGGAGUUUAAGAUUUUGUUCUGGUCUCUACAACCUACACAGACCUGUCUGAACACCGCAGACCCAUGAGAUGCUCUUUGACCUCUCUCCACUUCACUUGCACCUUCCAACAGUGAUACUACUUAUGAGAGCCGGACAUCAUUGUACCUGGGCCUCAAACAUGGCUCAACAACCUCAGACUGGAUCACAUUGCCGGAACAAUAGAGGUUUCUGUUAUAUCAGCUUUAUCUGUGGACUUUUUCUGUGUCUCAACCAUCAGUUUCAACCUUGGUCUGGACAGGAAAUAGCAUCAUUGUCUUCACACCUGAUCUGGUAUUCUCUACUCGGUAUCAAUGACUCGGCUCUAACAGAACUGGCACAACGUCGAACUUUCAAACCCGAAGGUUAUCCAGGUCAGGCUGGGUCUCCAUCGGCACCAUGAGAAGAACCCUUCAGAGAACCUAGUUUGGGUUCCUAAUCUCACAGUCAGGCCGGAUAUUCAUUUCUGAUUUCAACUGGCGGUCCAUCUGAUUGGCUGAAUUUAUUUCUGUCAUACAGAGUAUUUUUACAGGGGUCUUUAAAGCUGCAGUAUGUAACUUUUAUUUAGUCUUUUAUUUGGAAAGGCAAGUUGCAAUUACAUUGUACAAUUCAACUUCCAACACAGUGGAAGUAUAAGAAGGAAUAGCAUAAGCCAAUCCAGGUUUUUUUUUUUUUUUUUACAGUAACCAAACAACCAUAACAGAAGAGUGAGUGGGGGGUAGAGGGGGGUCAGAUCUGAUUCUUCUUAAGUUAGGAGAAAAAAAAGAAAGAAAAGAAAACACAAUCAAGAGCAUAAUUUUGCCAUAAUCCUAAACCAGGGUACAAUACACAGCACAACAAUAUUUGCAUGUGAUUGACAGUAUGUAACUUUUAUAAACACUAUUUGUAAAUAUUUAUUGAAACUGUCACCAUGUUGUGACAGUUUGCUAUGAAUCAGAUAGUCUGCGAAAAAAAUUGAUUGACAGCGCUAAGCCCCGCCUCUUUUGCACUCAUCUUACACUAAGAAGGCGCUAAGACCUUCUCUGAUUGGUUGUUUCUGGUUAUGACUGGGAGAAAGCAGAGGAGCUCCAUGCCGUCUGGUGACAGUUUAAACAAAUAUGUAAAAAAACAUUUUUUAUAAAAGUUUUAUACUGCAGCUUUAAACUCCCACAGCCAACAUCUACCAGAUAACAAAAUUCUAGUUCCUAAUAUUGUGACGAUAGAAACUUUUUGAUAUGUAGAGCAGCUGCAAUAAACAUUGUUGGCUUCCAGUUG
Messenger RNA from Xiphophorus hellerii (green swordtail), 2612 nucleotides. It is a transcript of the gene mmp23bb, whose product is annotated as matrix metallopeptidase 23bb. Gene Ontology annotation, biological process: collagen catabolic process; proteolysis; extracellular matrix organization. The transcript has 8 exons. NCBI's taxonomy places the organism in Eukaryota, Metazoa, Chordata, Actinopteri, Cyprinodontiformes, Poeciliidae. Gene Ontology annotation, molecular function: metalloendopeptidase activity; zinc ion binding. Gene Ontology annotation, cellular component: extracellular matrix. Bases 1 to 1056 code for a protein of 351 amino acids. The record is from RefSeq and is a predicted model, not a curated record.